Lasiosphaeria miniovina is the source of this 1875-nucleotide messenger RNA. RefSeq lists its product as uncharacterized. Gene Ontology annotation, cellular component: plasma membrane. The record is from RefSeq and is a predicted model, not a curated record. Gene Ontology annotation, molecular function: ferric-chelate reductase activity. The transcript has 2 exons. NCBI's taxonomy places the organism in Eukaryota, Fungi, Ascomycota, Sordariomycetes, Sordariales, Lasiosphaeriaceae. The coding region runs from base 1 to 1875 and encodes 624 amino acids. Gene Ontology annotation, biological process: intracellular iron ion homeostasis; copper ion import; iron ion transport.
AUGGGUGGUAUGUCCAUGGGGACAGACAUGUUCCAGGACGUAAACAUGGCUUUGGCCCGCGACUUUUGGUAUAUCAUUGCCGGUGUCAUGAGCCUUUUUGCUGCCUGUCGCGCUGUCCACUUCUACAAGUCGGAAAGACGGUUACGAAGAUGCGCCGCGAACUCGGUCGAGUGUCCGACGAAACCCAGCAACCCAUUUCUAGCGACUUGGGCCACUCUGACGGCAGUUGUUCGCGAGGCCAGCUACCCGCAGCUAUACAUCCCAGUGAGAGGCCUUUCAUGGCUGACUCCUCCAUCCUUGGGGCGUGUUUUGGGACUCCUUAUCUACUGGGCUGUUAUCAUAUACAUGAUGACGGCUGGCGCCAUUGUCAAGGAUGCCUUCUUCUGGGAGAGGAUCGGGUUCCGUAAUGCAUGGGUUACCGUUAUGCAGGUGCCGCUUUUAUACCUGCUUGCUUCCAAGUGCAGCAUAUUGGGAUUCAUCGCAGGCACCAGCCACGAGCGCCUCAACUGGCUUCAUCGAUGGGUCGCGCGCACCAUGUUCGUCACUGCAACCGUCCACGGCUGGCACUUUUAUACCGAAUGGGUCCUUGCCGACUUUGUGGAAUAUGAGAUGAAAAUGAUGCCCAUGGUCAAAUACGGACUCGGCGCUUGGGGCGUUCUACUAUGGUCCUUGAUCUCGUCCCUGGUCCCAAUCCGUCGUCUGUCCUAUGAGUUUUUCCUGCUUCAGCACAUCAUCAGCGCCGCUCUGUUCCUUUGGCUCCUCUAUGUCCACGUUCCCGUGUACGCCCAGUACAAUAUCUGGUUUGCCAUCGCUGCCCUUUCCUUCGACCGCGUGUGCCGGAUCGUCUUGCUUGUGUGGCAGAACAUCAAGUUCUUCCCAAAUAAGGCGAAUUGUAAGGGGGGUCAACGAAUUGGGCACCAUGCUCAGGUUAGAGCAGUUGGAGAGUCGAUCACGGUCGUGACCAUCAAGGACGUCCACUUCAAAUGGCGAGCGGGUCAGCAUCUCUACCUUUGGAUGCCCAGAGUGGGGCUGGCAGAAGCACACCCGUACACAAUUGCUUGCGCGCAUCAGUUGCCGGAAACAUGCAUCUGCAAUAGCAUUCAGCUCGUGGUGCGCAAGCAUGGGGGAUUUUCCCGUCGGCUUCACACGUUUGCUGCCAAGGCACAGGCGGCGGGAAGGAAGGAAAGCUUGACAGCUUUUGUUUCGGGACCAUAUGGCGUCCCCCCGCGGUGGGAUAUUUACGAGGCCAUAAUCCUCAUCUCCGCCUCGACGGGCGCAUCCUUCACGCUCCCGAUUCUGGAAAGUGUGCUGCACACAAAACAGACAAACUGCACCAAGCGCAUUGACUUCCUCCUUACGGCAAAGCAAGGAGAGGAAAUCGAUUUCUACGUCACUCGCCUUCACGAGCUCAUUGAUCGCGCUAAAGAUAUUGGUAUCGAACUUCGCGUGCACGUUGCAGUCACUCGCAGCGUGUCUCCCUUCAUCGUCAAACCAAACGCUACGAGCGCCACGGCAGCUGACCGCCCGUCGGCUUCCUCGUCGGGUAGCAACUUUGGCAAGGAAAUGAACGAGAAGACGACAGGAGACUCGUCUGUUGAUAUAGAGAAUUCGGCCACAUCGAGUCCCCGGAGAAGACUGAGCACCGCUAGUGCCGAUUCUCAUGUCCACCACACGUCUGCAAGAGCCGACGUAGAGGCGUUCAUCCGCGGGCCUGUUGAGGCGGCAGGGGGAGAGACCAGCGUUGUGGUCUGUGGCGGCCCGUCACUGGUCUCGAGGGUCAGGAAUUUCGUUGCUAGCUUGUCUGACGAGAGAGCAGUGCACAAGGGAACUGGUGCACAGGGCAUCCAAUUGCAUGUCGAAGAAUAUUCUUUCUGA